AUGACAUCAUCAGUUGAAGGAACUAUUCACCAUGAAACUACUCUUAUUUUAAAGCUUCUCUUACCGAAGACUUCACAACGAAAGUUUAAUCUACAAGAUAAGCAACUUGUCAAAUAUUUCUCCGAAAUUUUCAAUGAGGACAAAGAUGACAUGAUGAAGGACUUGGAGAAAGGUGAUAUCGCUAUGACCCUCCACAAGUUCUUCCAAAUGAGUUCGGAAUUGAAGCCGCAAAAAAUUAGUAAAGUUUCCUUAAAACAAGUCGACAAGUGGCUUGAUGAUCUCUCUCUAGCGAGUGGCGAUGAUGCUCGAAUUGCAGUUUUAACUAAGUGCACAAAACAGUUUACGGCCAGUGACUUUCUUGUCUUCAUUCGUCUCAUUAAGAAGGAUUUGCGUAUAAACGCUGGAUCGAAACAAGUGUAUGUGCUUUAUUUGAAACUGGAUGCACUGAAUCCCCAGGCAUAUGCAGCCUUCCAAGCCUCCCAUGAUCUCGAAGCGGUGGUUGAAAAGUCGAGAAAAUCCGACACGGGAAAGUUGAAAUUAGUUCGAAAGAACCUCUCAGUGUCCAUCAAGCUAAUGACCCCUGUGAAACCUAUGCUUGCAGAACCAGGUCGUUCUGCAGAUGUUGUCAUCGCUAAGGCGGCUUCUUCGGGUGGUGUUCUAGUGGAGAUAAAAUACGACGGCGAGCGUGUUCAGGUUCACAAACAGGGAAACAAGUUUGUCUACUAUUCCCGCAGUCUCAAACCAGUUCAAUCUCAUAAGGUGGAGCACCUGAAGGAGUUUAUUCCAAAGGCAUUUCCAGGUGCCAGUGAUUUGAUUCUUGACUCAGAGGUCCUUAUGUUUGACACGAAAACUCAGAAGCCCUUGCCUUUUGGCACUUUAGGUGUUCAUAAGCGAAAUGCCUUCAAAGACGCAGUUGUCUGUCUCUUCGUGUUCGACUGUCUUUACAUCAAUGGCAAAAGCCUUCUUCUAGAACCGAUCAAGAAAAGACGCGAAAUUUUGGAGCAGAAUAUGACCGUGGUGCCCAAUCGCGUGUUCCUCUCUGAAAAACACGAAGUCAACACCAAGAAGGACUUGAAUGAGCUGAUGGCUCGUGUCUUCUCCGAGGGACUGGAAGGUCUCGUCAUUAAACCAAACGACGGCAUCUAUGAGCCUGGAAAGCGCCAUUGGAUUAAAAUUAAAAAGGACUACCUUGGAGAGGGCGCAAUGGCCGACUCAGCUGACCUCAUUGUUCUCGGAGCCUACUUUGGCACCGGAAAGAAGGGGGGCUUGGCUUCGGUCUUCCUAAUGGGCGCAUUCGAUCCUCAAACGAAUCAAUUCUGCACGGUGACGAAAGUUGGCAACGGUCUUGACGACAAAACUCUGCUCAAACUGCAGAAGCAAAUCAAAAUGAUCAAGAUCUCCAAGGACUAUUCCAAAGUACCGAAGUGGUUAAAUGUCUCCCGCAGCAUGGUGCCUGAUUUCGUUGUAGUCGAUCCGAAGAAAUCGAUGAUUUGGGAGAUCACGGGAGCUGAGUUUUCCCGUGCUGGAGCCCACACCGCAGGAGCAGGUGGGGGACUGGAGGGCAUCUCUAUUCGGUUCCCUCGAGUGACCCGUCUGAUCUCUGACAGAACGUGGCGUGAGGCUACUGAUGUGCCAAGGCUAGAGUCCCUAUUCGCCUCCUCUCAAGACCAAUCGGACUGGAGCAAGCGGCUAGAAGCGAUCUCCAUGCCUUCCAAUCAGCUGGCUUCGAGAGAUGAGCUGAAACGCGCUUUCAAAGAAAUUGAGAACAAGAACACUGAUGACGAGGAUGCCGUCAAUGACAACGUGAAGUUCCCGAAGAAACCUCGCUUGAUGCGUAUUCGCGACACAAUGGGAUUUCGAUACCUACGGGAACUGUUCGAUGGAUUUGUAAUUGAUGUACCAAAGUCACUUGUCGACGACCCAUCCUUCGACAACCUUCAUCGCCGUCUUGUCGCAUGUGGGGCUAAGGUCAUUGGUGACGGUCUUCUUACCUCUAAUCUGUCUGCCACACAUAUUGUCGAUUGGCCUGUUUCUUCCAAUGCUAAGUCUGUCUCGGACGAUCUAGAACAUAUUACAGUUGAAUGGUUGGAGCAAUCAAUAAAGGAGAAUAAAUUGCAACCUCUGCCCACGAAGCAAUCUUGA
Messenger RNA from Rodentolepis nana, 2142 nucleotides. Lineage: Eukaryota; Metazoa; Platyhelminthes; Cestoda; Cyclophyllidea; Hymenolepididae. The record is from the annotation of a GenBank genome assembly.